AUGAACGACGAAGAAGAAGCAAGUCAGAACCCUUUGGAGUUGACGAGUCAGACCUUCGAAAUGAUCACGUUCAUGGAAGUAGCUGAUUUAGUCCGAGAAGUUUCUGGUGCGUUUCCAAGUGGGAAGAAAUCAUUGGACCCAUCCCUAAUGAUCAGUUGCAUCGAUUUCAAAGUUAAGCAUCUAAAUCUUCUGAAGAGCAUAGACACAUGGAAAGCUCUUCUAUAUGAAAACUCGCAGAAGCUGCCACUCUUACAGAACACGAAAAAUUUUUUGAGAGCGACGUUGGAGCAUUUCAUAGGCGACUAUGAUUACUUCUUGCUGGUGCAAAGAAGUCAAGUCGAUAGAAUCGUAGAACUCGAUAGAAUCGUAGAACGUAUUGUGUCUUUUUUCGCACCAGGAUAUAUUAUGAAAAGCUAUGACGAGCUGUUGGACUUUGGUACUUCUAUGAAAGGUAUCCAACCCGAAAGCUUAAAAGCUCAAAACAAUUUCUUGUUUCGUUACCUAAUAGGUUGGAUGGGAUUGUUCUUUCAUAUUUCAAAUGAAAUUGCGGAGUUGAGAUACCUGGAUCCGAAUUCUGUGAAAGUGCACAAUCCGUUGAUGGAGAAAGAUGAAACUGCCAAUUACUUGUCAAACUUCGUAUGUAAUCCUACUCUAAACGAAAUACAAAAUUAUGUGGAGCAUUUUGGAUUAUUGAAGAUGAUCCACAGGGGUAAUACGAAAAGAAUUGCUGAGAGCUGCGUUGGUUACAAAGUUUUCAAAGAACUAGAUGACGCAACAAAGCAGACGUUACGGAAGUACUUUGAAAACUUCAGUGCAGAACUAGUUGGUGUGCUCCCGGUGUUAACGUAUUGUCAGUAUCACUCGUUUCACUAUUCUGACUUUACUCCAAGUANGACACCCAGGAAAAAUCAUCCAAAUUUGAUUUCUGAAAGAGAGGAACCUAUCGUGAGAAAGUCUAACCUGAUGUCUAUGAAUGCAGUCGCAAAACGAAAAAUCACAAAUGAACUCCCUCAACAUUCACGAAGUAUUUUGGGUCUCACAGAGUUUUGUUGUUCAAUCGUCAUAGAAGGGAUCAGAAAUGAUUUAUUCCCAGAGCACAAUAUUCGAAGCUGCAGGAAGAAAAUACAGUGUUGCUUUCGAAAUCUUUUUAAGCCAAAGCAAGACACUCAUAUAUUCGAAACGUUGGAUCCUUGCUAUGACCCUGUGCCAGUACCGUUCAUUGAACACUUGAAAAAAAAAGGAUUCAGUAUGGAUUUUCAGAGAGCUGUCUUCUACAACUCGAUGUAUUUCUUCAAAAUAUUUUCACUACAAGUUAUCGGGGUCUAUCAAAACUUCGUAAUCAAAGAUGAUAGCGUUUCACAUUUCGAGAACAAGCACGCUGUUACUGCAAAGCAUAUAGAGUUUAUAAAUGAUAAUGUAACAACGUUCGAAUCAACUGAUGAUGAGGAAGGUUCGAUAGUAAAGAACACCACAUUCCAGACACCCAGGAAAAAUCAUCCAAAUUCGAUUUCUGAAAGAGAGGAACUUGUCGUGAAAAAGUCUAACCUGAUGUCUAUGAAGUCUGGAAUACAGGAGAAACAAGAGGUCGCCGAAGGAGAGGAUGAGAUCUCCAUCUGUUCACCAGCUAAGAAACCAUGUAUCUGUGUGACACUCGAUUCAGACAGUGAUGUAGAUAGUUGA
Auanema sp. JU1783 is the source of this 1680-nucleotide messenger RNA. Lineage: Eukaryota; Metazoa; Nematoda; Chromadorea; Rhabditida; Rhabditidae. The record is from the annotation of a GenBank genome assembly.